UUGUUUUUUCAUCUUGGAUUGGGAAAAUCGAUUUUGCCUAGAAUCUUGUUUUAUUUUGGAAUAUCUUUAAAUAGAAAAGCCAAAAACCAUCGUUAUUGAUCUAAAAUAGAUUUUGGAUUCUUGUGUAACAGUAUGGAUUCUCUGGUGGGCUACGGCAGCGACGAAGACCAUGAAAGUGAACGAUACGAGGUUCACAAUAAACCAUCGGUGAGCCACGGCGGCGGCGGGAGGCGCCGGGACGAUGACACCAACUAUGACGACGUGAACAUGGACAUGAGCGAGGAUUCCCAGGCGGAGUCGGAGCCCGAGCUGCCGCCGGCGGAGCCCGCGCCACGCCCCGACGCCCGCCAAGAUGACGGGAAACAUUCACGUGGUCGCAGCGCGAGUCGCGAGCGGUCGUCGGACAAGCGGCGCGACGACCGCGACCGUCGCCGCGACGACCGCGGGCGCCGCGAACGCCCGGACCGACCAGACAAGCCGGAGCGCUACAACAGAGAGCGUGAUCGUGACCAGCGGCGGCACGACGGCGGCUCGCGGCGCGGCCUGCUCGGCGACCGGCCCGACGACAGGGCUGAUAAGAUCCCGGCCGCAGCGGAGGCGCGAGGCAGCGAGCCCGCCUCCCGCUCGCACGACGCACGGGAUGCAGUGUCUCCGAGGUUCGUAGACCGCGACCGCCGUGACAGAGACCGCGAGCGAGACAGAGACCGGCACGGACGACGAUCCGAGGAGAAGAGGGGUGGUCGCGAGCGCUACUCCGAGCGUCGUUCGCGCUCGCGCUCUCGAGAGUCUCGCGAGCGCCGCGCCGCCUUCCCGCCGCCCGAGCCGCCCGUCGCCGCUCACAGCUCCGGAGAACGGAGGAUAUCCCCCGCCACCACCGACUACCGGCCCUCCUCGUACAAAGUCAACAGGAAACUCGAAGUUAUGGAGAAAAUGGGUCUUCAAAUCAAGACGCCGGACGGCUCGAUGGCGACGGCGCAGCAGCUGCGGCGGGCCGCCUGCGACGCGCCGCCCGCCGCCGCCGGCGCGCCCCAGCCCUCCUUCUUCAACGCGCCCAGCAUGCACGCGAAUAAGGCCUUAGAUCAGGUACAAAAGCGCAAGUUACUCUGGUCGGGCAAGAACAAGUCGCCUGCAGAAGAAGCGGCCAAGUGGAGCGGCGCGCGGUUCGCGCAGGACAACGACGGCAAACAGGUCUCCAAGUUCAUGCGACUCAUGGGCAUCAAGGAACCAGCGGCCGUCAAACCCGAGGCUCCGGAAAAGGCAGUGGACCCCAUCAAGAAGCAGGAGGAGCUGUUCCAGGCGAUGCAACAGCAGUACGAGGUGGCGCGCGCCGCGACCCACACCAUGCGCGGCGUGGGCCUCGGCUUCCAGCGGGGGCAGUUCUAGAAUGUUCCUCUUGUGUAGUUAUAUGUGGAUAUUUUACGUAAAACAAAAGAAUGAAGCAGUCAGGAGCACACCAUGCGCGGGGUCAGCCUCGGCUUCCAGCGGGGGAGGAUCUCCUACUGUGAAGGUGUUGUGGAUAUUUCACGUACAAACCAGCGCCACUAGCGGUUCCUAGGGUAAACGAAUGAUUGAAGAUUUAUACGCAGAUGAUAGAUGGAACCGCUAAAUGAUCGUGGCCGAGGCUGACUGAUUAAUCAAUAUAGGGGGACUUGGUGACCUAUAUCCCCUAUAUGUAGAUUAUCAGAGGGCAU
Molecule: messenger RNA, 1691 nt
Organism: Plutella xylostella (diamondback moth)
Lineage: Eukaryota; Metazoa; Arthropoda; Insecta; Lepidoptera; Plutellidae
Source: RefSeq, a predicted model, not a curated record